Molecule: messenger RNA, 595 nt
Organism: Tricharina praecox
Lineage: Eukaryota; Fungi; Ascomycota; Pezizomycetes; Pezizales; Pyronemataceae
Exons: 1
Coding region: 111-449 (112 amino acids)
Source: RefSeq, a predicted model, not a curated record
GUAGAAAAACGAACGAAAGCGGUGGUUCCCCGGGGUUGGGGCGGAGGUGUUUGAUCUAGAAGGGGAGGGGGAGGUCUGGGGAGGUUCGGGGGGGCUGGAAGGCCCGAGUGAUGGCCUGGGUGAUGUCGUCAGUCGGUUUGUUGUUGGCCGUUGGCACGUGGUGGUGGUGCUGCUGCUUGCUGCUUGCUGACGGUUUGUUGUUACUGCUGGCGGUCGUAGGUGAGGUAUUAAUGUGCUGGUGGAUUCUCCAAAGAGGAAGAGCAGUGAGGUGUAUGUCUUCGAGGGGGUGGAGGGAGGUCGGAGGAGGUCAAGGUCAGAGAGAGAGUCCUAGACUAGGUGCCGAUUGGCAUCGUGACUGGAUGGAUGUUGAAUGUAUCCGAGACCUCGCUCCCUCCAACUUCGCCGCAUGCAUGAUACGGACGGUAGCAGAAUUUUCCCCCAGUAUCUAGAGUUAAGUGAAUGCGCAGAUGCCGCCGGAAAGAAAGAAAGAGUGUGAAGGGUCCCGCAGCCCAACCAAUUGUGACGAUGAGUAAGUAAGUAAGUCUGGUACAGGUCAGAUUGGGGUAAGAAGUAUUUAGUGUUGAAGCUGUGUCGU